AUGCAUAUAUAUGUAUAGUUAACUACUAGUGGUAGUGCAUUUCAAAUAGUUCGACAGUUGUAGUAAUUGAUCUCUCGGAUAUACUUUACUUUCUCCAUCUGAAAAAUGCAGCAGGAAAGUCAAAUGGAGGAGCCUCUGCUUUCAGUGAAAAGUGAAGUUGGAGAUAAAGAGAGCGAUAAAUGGAGUUCGUAUCAGUAUGUGGGAAGGGUAGGUUCCGUAAUUCCGACCACUUCCUUGGCCGAAACAGAAGUCAGCGUCGACGAGAUUCGAUCCGCCGCUGCCUUUUCCGACCGCUACCCUCCGUCUCUCCAUGCCGCUUUGGUUGACACCACCGAUUUCCCUCCCGAUUCAGACCAAGCCAUUGUUUACCAAGGUCAAGGAGGAGGUUAUGGUGGAAGCACUGACAUUGUUCAAAGGCAAAUAUUGGAUGAGGUAGAGAUACGGGAGUUGCUCAUUGAUCAUGUUGGUCAUCGAUGCUGUUGGGGAAGUCGCCCAGCUCGGACCUGGAAGAUUCAUGCAGUGGAAGACUGCAAUGUUUAUGUGGGAACUCUAGAAACUUUCAUAGAGGAGAGGGAAACCAUAAAAGAGACAGAGCCAUACCUUGGUGGACAAAUUGAUGGAAAGGACAAGGGGGCAGAACUAGGAAUCUGGGAAUUGGAUUUGAGAUCUGAAUUUCCUGUUCUAUUUACACCUCAUAACGAGUCAAGGGCUAAGAUUCCUCAUUCUGAAGCUAUUGUGAAAUGCUCAGUUUGUGCUGGACGAGGAGGUAUUGUGUGCUCUACAUGCAAUGCAGAUCAAGAACCUGGAUUUUACAAGGAAAACCAGAUGACUCAGUGCGCUGGUUGUUAUGGAAGGGGUUUAAUUGCUCAUAAAGAUGGAUCUGACACAAUAUGUGUGAAAUGUGAUGGUAAAGGAAAGAUUCCUUGUGCAACUUGUGGAUCUCAUGGGCUAGUUAAAUGCGGGACAUGUCAGGGUUGUGGUUCUCUUUUGACACGUAAUAUAGCCGUUGUUAGAUGGAAGACGGUUUCAACUCGAAAAGUAAGUGCAACAAGCGGAGCAGGCUCUGUUCCGGAUGAGGUCUUCCACAGAGCCAAAGGGGUUAUGUUGUGCAACACUCAGGCCUAUCAGUGCACUCCUGCCUUUUUUGCCGAUUCAUUCUUCCUGAACAAGUUCUCUUCUGAUGUUAUCGCAGACAGGGAUCCUGUGCCUCCUACUGCAAGGGUCAUAUGUGAGAGGCAUACCAUCUCCGUCGUGCCAGUGACACGUGUCACCAUGUCUCAUCGUGGUCGGUCCUUCAGUUUCUAUAUUAUUGGUUUUAGCAGAGAGGUGUACUUGAAGGAUUACUAUCCUUCUAGGUUUUGCUGGGGGCUAUGCCCAUGCUUGGAGUGGUUGAAGUUAUAACCAGGGGAUCAUAAAUUUUUAUGCCAUACAAAUUAGCUGGUGACAUCAGAGCUUGGAUGGAAGGACCUCUCUGUCUCUGAGCUCUGUUGCUUUAUGGUUGCUGUUGUUCUAGAUGGUAUCAGGUCUGUUGUUGAUAUGUUGUUUUAUAAGGUCUCUUUCUUAGUAAUCGGAAUGGUUUGAAGGUAUUUGCAUAUUUGGUGGAAAAGGAAUCAAGCUUUGCAUAAUGCUUCUCAGGUUGCCGGGAAAAUCAUAUUUGGGAAACUACUGAUCUGUUGGGAUUGCAACUUCAAAACAUUGUGGAUGGAGUGCUGGCUUAAGUUUGAGGUUUUAAUAGUUUUUUUUCUUUUUUAGUUGAUAGCGUUGUGGGGGUGGUCCUGUGUUGUCAUAGACUGGUCUGGCCCCUUGAUGUGUUUUUGGUUUUUGUUUCUCGUUUUGGUUGGCUGGCUUUUGGAAGUGGGUAUUUCUAAGCUGUGCUGUGUUUUCAGAAGGGUGUGCCCUUCUAGUUGCUUGCAUUAUGUUGUUUUUGGUUAAUAAUAUUUUGUUUAGGUAAAAAAAAAAAUUUGCAUAUUUUUUUCAGGUUUGAAACUGCCUUUUGUGUGUUUCUUGCUCUUCGGAAUUAUGGAUAUGAGAGACCUUUGUUAGUUGCUACUCAAAAAAACCUGUCUUUUACUUCAGUUAGACAAAGGGAAAGAAUGGUAGUUCUUCAGAAUUUUACUCCUUUAGACUUGGAAGAUUGUGUUUUCAUUGGCCGGGCGUUACAUAAAUGCUACCCCGGGGUAUUAAAUAAUUUUUCAUUAAAUGUUUCGAACUGUACUUACAAAAUCGGUUUUUAUGCCAUUCCUUUCUCUCUUAUAAGAGUAGUGCUAUUUUCCAGAGUACAUAGAAACCGACAAAAUGCGACUCCUAUGUGGUUGUUAGUGUAUGGUUCAACUGUUCACAAGAAUUGUAAAUUUUUUUUUUU
Messenger RNA from Cornus florida, 2362 nucleotides. RefSeq lists its product as uncharacterized. Lineage: Eukaryota; Viridiplantae; Streptophyta; Magnoliopsida; Cornales; Cornaceae. The record is from RefSeq and is a predicted model, not a curated record. The transcript is spliced from 7 exons. The coding region runs from base 106 to 1401 and encodes 431 amino acids.